Molecule: messenger RNA, 2106 nt
Organism: Hypomesus transpacificus
Lineage: Eukaryota; Metazoa; Chordata; Actinopteri; Osmeriformes; Osmeridae
Product: probable G-protein coupled receptor
Exons: 2
Coding region: 553-1848 (431 amino acids)
Biological process (GO): G protein-coupled receptor signaling pathway
Cellular component (GO): signaling receptor complex; endosome; plasma membrane
Molecular function (GO): G protein-coupled receptor activity
Source: RefSeq, a predicted model, not a curated record
CCCCUCACUGUGGCAGCUGUGCUGUCUCUGUGGUCCCAUUACACAUCAUAGGCGCUGCUCUGACACCCAUUAACUGUUUACCAGCUCAACUCAGGACUUUUUCUAAGUCGGACCAUCCAUUCUAUUAUCAAUGGACCUUCUCUCUAAAACUGGUUGGACAAGGUAGCAGGGUGCACUCACUGUGUGAGCUGGGCUCAGUAUCAAGUGAUGGUUGAGCCCUUCAAAGACUGACUGGCACGGUACACCUAUUGUUACACAGCUGGUAGGCUGAAACACCAGUGCCUCAACACUGACCUUGAUGCCUAAUAGGUUUCCUCAGGAAACAGAAACUCCUUCGCCCAGCUGUUUGGAAGCAUUCCACCUUUAAUAUCUCAGGGUGAAAAGAGUGGAGAACAAACCAGAGGCUUUUCAAACAUCGAUUUACAGCUCAUGCGACAGGGACAAGGAGACAGAGUAAUUUGACUUUUGAUCAGACGAAUUCUUCUAUCUCGUCAGUGGAGAAUGGAGACGUGUGGGAAACGGAUGUUUACUCUGAAACUUUCAUUGUGAAGGAUGGAGGAGGCUGGUUCACCCCUGACCCCAGAGCUCAACGACACAGCAGCCAAUGACUCUCUCAGCCUGUGGGAGCCCCUACCCUCUGCUCCCAGCAGGCAACUGGGCACCCUCCCUAACGCCCAGACCCGCUUUAAGGACCUGUCAGGGAUCUUCUUUAUGGUGACCCUCAAUGUGCUCGCCCUGCUCGCCAACACUGCAGUGCUCGUGGUGAUCAUCAAAGCCCCUCACCUCAGGAAGUUUGCCUUUGUGUGCCACCUGUGUGCAGUGGACCUACUGUGUGCUGUGCUUCUCAUGCCCCUGGGAAUCGUGUCCAGCUCACCUUACUUUGCAGGAGUGGUGUUCACCGUGCUGGAGUGCCAGGUAUAUGUCUUCCUUAAUGUCUUCCUCAUUGCUGCUUCCAUCUUCACCAUCACGGCCAUCAGCGUGGAACGCUACUACUACAUCGUCCACCCCAUGCGCUAUGAGGUGAAAAUGACCUUGAAGCUGGCGGCCGCUGUCAUGGUCCUGGUUUGGGUGGCGUCUGCUCUGCUGGGGCUGGCGACCAUGUUUGGAUGGCCGAACUAUGGCAGCCUGAGCACCAUCAGCGCUGCCCACUGCUCUCUGCACUGGAGCCACAGCGGCCACCGGCAGGUCUUCUCCAUCCUCUUCUGUGUGGCCUGCUUCUGUUUGCCCGCCGCGGUCAUCUUCGCUGUCUACUGUAACGUGUACAAGGUCGCGCGGUUGGCAGCACGCCAACACAGACCCAUGCCCUCUUGGACUACCAGUCACCCCAAACGGCGCUCGGACUCCAUCAACAGCCAGACCACAAUCAUUACCACCCGCAACGCCCCCCGCCGAACAACCAGGGACAAGGCCUUCGGAGGGGGCAAGGCUGCCCUCACCCUGGUGGUGAUUGUGGGCCAGUUCCUACUCUGCUGGCUGCCUUACUUCGCCUUUCACCUCCACCUCACACUUAAUGCCUCGUCCAAAAUCCCUACUGACGUGGAGGACACUGUCACCUGGCUGGCAUACUCCUCCUUCGCUGCCAACCCCUUCUUCUAUGGAUUGCUCAACAGGCAGAUCAGGGAGGAGCUAUGGAAGCUGAGGUGCUGCUACACCGCCAGGCCCGUACAGCUGGCUAUGUCCAGCCACGAGGGCUCAGGACAUGAGAACUUUUUGCAGUUCUUGCAGAGGACCAGCUGCACAGUGGAGACCCGUGCCAGCUUUGCCCUCCCUAGUCCCCGGAACACCCUGGACCAGACUGGGCAAACCGGAUUCAGGAUACCAGGGCAGAUACCAGAGGAGUUCAGUUAGAGACACCGCAGGACUGUGGGGCCUGCUUUGUUGGUUGUUUGAGAAGAAGUGUAGAAUUAUGUCAUACACAGCACAACAUGACAUGAGUAAAAUCUUUCUGUUAAUGUGUCAGUCAUUUAGUAUUGUGGUUGCAUUGUUCUAUACAACAACUGUUUUUAUCAGGUGUCUUUAUUGUUACUGCAACAUGACUAAUAGCAGGACUGAUAUACUACUACCACUGUCUCUUUCUACAUUUACAAAUAAAUACAACACUACUUC